This is a messenger RNA of Vicia faba (fava bean), 1083 nucleotides long. The record is from the annotation of a GenBank genome assembly. NCBI's taxonomy places the organism in Eukaryota, Viridiplantae, Streptophyta, Magnoliopsida, Fabales, Fabaceae.
AUGAGCAGACGUUCGAGCAGAACCGUUUAUGUUGGGAAUCUACCCGGCGAUAUCCGUGAAAGAGAAGUUGAAGAUUUGUUCAUGAAGUAUGGACACAUAGCUCACAUUGACCUAAAGGUUCCGCCAAGGCCCCCUGGCUAUGCAUUUGUAGAGUUUGAUGAUGCUCAAGAUGCUGAGGAUGCAAUUCGUGGGCGUGAUGGUUAUGAUUUUGACGGGCAUCGGUUAAGGGUGGAGGCUGCUCAUGGGGGUCGUGGUACUGGUAAUUCAUCUUCAAGAGAUAGACAUAGUAGUCAAAGCAAUGGCAGGGGUGGACGUGGAGUAUCCAGGCGCUCUGAAUACCGUGUUCUAGUUAGUGGAUUGCCAUCUUCUGCAUCCUGGCAGGAUCUUAAGGAUCACAUGCGAAAAGCAGGGGAUGUUUGCUUUUCCCAAGUUUUUCACGAUGGAAGGGGUACUACUGGAAUUGUGGAUUACACAAACUAUGAUGAUAUGAAAUAUGCUAUCAAAAAGCUUGAUGACUCUGAGUUCAGAAACGCAUUUUCCAAGUCUUAUGUUCGGGUGAGGGAAUAUGAUUCGAGGCGGGACUCAAGAAUCGUAGUGACAGCCCUGUGCGGAGCCCAAGCAAAUCUCCAAAGGCUAAAUCCUCACAACGAUCACCUGCUAAAUCUCCAGCCAGAUCGGUUUCUCGUUCUCGCUCAAGAUCUAGGUCCCGUUCUUUAUCAGGAUAUGGAAAUUGCGGCGUACUGGAAAUUGGAAAUUAGGGACUUGGUGGGAUUUGGUUCAAUUGCCUGCAACUCAAUUUGUUGUGGAGAUUGGGAAACAACGAGAUCAUGGAUUGCCAUUUUAGCAUGUAAAGGAAAUUGGAUUUGGAAAUCUCCACCAAUGAUCACUAGGGUGCACUGUCUGGAUUUUGUGGUGCAGUGGAAGAUUUCUUUUCUCCAGUUCACUGGUGUCUUAAAAUCACGGUCAAGGUCAAGAUCUCCAUUACCUCUGCGUAACAAAAGCCCUAUAAAGCGCAGUGCUAGCAGGAGUCCAAGUAGGAGCAGGAGUCCAAGUAGGAGCCGAAGCAAAAGUCUAUCCAGGUAA